Messenger RNA from Musca domestica (house fly), 1701 nucleotides. RefSeq names its product juvenile hormone epoxide hydrolase 1. Lineage: Eukaryota; Metazoa; Arthropoda; Insecta; Diptera; Muscidae. Gene Ontology annotation, molecular function: epoxide hydrolase activity. The coding region runs from base 201 to 1580 and encodes 459 amino acids. The record is from RefSeq and is a predicted model, not a curated record. Gene Ontology annotation, biological process: epoxide metabolic process. The transcript is spliced from 4 exons.
UAAUUGUGGGGACAAUGCUUACGCAGUCAGUUUGUCAAACGCUUUGGAGAGACACUCGCUCAUACACGGACGACGUUGUCGCAGUCGUCGUUGCCGGCAAAUUUUGAUAAUUCGUUGCUCGAGUGGCAUUUAGUUUCGCCCGCUUUAAUAGAAUAAACAUUUCGAAAGGGAACACACGGUCGGUCGGUCGGUCGGAAGAAAUGAAAUUCCUAAUAUUUGUGGCACUGUUCGGUGUUCUCAUCGGUUACGGUUAUCUUAAGUUCGAUGAAGUGACUCGACCACUCCCCUUACCCAAGUUCGAUACGAACAAAUAUUGGGGACCCGGAGAUGCAGCCAAUUACAAAGAAGAUAAAACCAUUAAACCGUUUGCAAUUAAAAUUCAACCAGAGAUCAUUACCGAUUUACAAAAACAAUUAAACCGCACAUUAAAAUUAACUGAACCUCUGGAAGGUGUGAAAUUCGAAUAUGGCUACAACACCGAGGCAAUGACACAGGUGGUGAAAUAUUGGCGUGACACCUACUUGGCCAAAUGGCCAGAACGUGAGGCUCUGCUAAAUAGUUUGCCACAGUUUACAACUGAAAUUCAGGGAUUAAAAAUCCACUUCAUUCAUGCCAAACCCAGUGCUGAUGCUUUGGAAAAGAAAAAAGUCCUACCUGUACUUUUGUUGCACGGUUGGCCCGGUUCGGUGAGGGAAUUUUACGAUUUCAUUCCCAUUCUGACUGAACCGGCUGAGAUGAGUGACUAUGUCUUUGAAGUUAUUGCACCAUCCUUAGUGGGUUAUGGUUGGUCAGAUCCCGCCCGCAAAGUUGGUUUCAAUGCUGCCGAAAUGGCCAUUGUUAUGCGUAAUCUUAUGCUGCGUCUGGGAUUUGAAAAGUUCUUGGUGCAAGGCGGCGACUGGGGCUCCAUUAUUGGCAGUAAUGUUGCCACACUUUUCCCGGAAAACGUUUUGGGCUACCAUUCAAAUAUGUGCGUGAUGCAAACUCCCCUGGCCAUUAUGAAGAGCAUUGUGGCCAGUUUUAUGCCCGAAAAAUUCCUGCCGUCCCGCUUUUUCCAUGACCAUCACUUCCCGUUAUCGGAAAAAUUGAAAUUCUAUUUGGAAGAAAGUGGUUAUUUCCACAUUCAAGCCACCAAACCCGAUACUAUUGGUACAGCUCUGCUCACUAGCCCAGUUGGACUUGCCUCGUAUUACAUUGAAAAAUUUCAGGCGGCAACUGGCCCGGUCCACAAUCAACGAUUUGAUGCCAUCAGCAAAGUGUUCACAUUCGAUGCGAUUUUGGACAAUGUCAUGAUUUAUUAUCUGACCAACAGUGCCACCACUGCAGGCCGCUUCUACAAGGAGAACAUGCAAAAGGAAUAUUUGGGCUUACAAUUGGAACGUGUCCAAACGCCAGUGCCAAUGGGUUGUGCCCGUUUCCGCUAUGAUUUGCCACCAGCUCUCGACUGGCAGUUGUUGGAUAAGUAUCCAAAUUUGAUCCACAGCAAAUACUUCAAUCAAGUCGGCCACUUUGCCGCAUUGGAGGCACCCGUAAUGCUGUACAUUGAUUUUGCGGAAUUUGUCAAUAAAAUCGAAUUCAAGUAAAUCGAGAGCAUCGGAUGAAAUAUGUUAUUUCUUUAAAUAUUGUUGUUUUUGUUUUGUACAGAAUAUUUAUUGUUUUUUUUUUUUAAUGAUUCAAUUUAAUAAAUGACUGUUUUUGUAUUAA